GGGCGGGCUGUAGCACGCCGGAAGUCCAUCAUGCCGUGCGGGAAACGGGCAGGAUCAAAAAUAUAGCUAUAGGAUCUUUGGGCAGCAUUGCGGAUCAGUUUGCAUGUUUGCUGCUAAAUAAAUCAAUUGGGAAUUAGUUUUCAUUCACACAUGCUGACAUCUCUUUAAUUUUAUAGUUGACGUGAAACAGAGGCGGCAAGUGGUGUCCGGCAACUAGUUCUGCGGCGGCAAUGACCGGUUGAAGGAUUGAUGCCACCAUCUUGUUGUACGGAGACUGUUGUUGGUCCUGGAUUGAAUUGUGUUGAGGACAUUACCUUACAUUGCUCCGCGCGAUGGUCAUAUCUUGCUCAGCAUAUUCCUGUACCAAUAGGCAGGGGAAAGUAUCCAUCUCUAAAUCCAUCUCUUUUCACAGAUUCCCUUUGAAGGAUACCAAACGUUUGUCAAAGUGGAUUAAUGCUGUUGGGCGAACUGACUGGAAACCAACCAAGUUUUCCUUUUUGUGCAGUGCUCACUUCACCAAAGACAGUUUUCAAAAGCGUCAUGAAGACCAGCAUCAACGGCUCAAAGUUAACGCUAUUCCAUCCAUCUUCCACUUCCUAGAACAUAAGAAUAUAGUAGAAGAUCAACAUUGUCACUGCCAGGAUGCACCAAAAAUACAGUCAACUCCAGCCAAUCAGCAAAGUGUUUAUGUCCUUCAUGAACCAUUGGAUGAGAUCCUGAAUCCCAACUGCGGAAUGGUGGAAAGCAAACAUGUGUUUGAGAGGGUUCCUGUGCUUGGUGAAUUUUCCACUUCUCCUGCACUCUCAGUGACAAGUGAACCCAAUAGGUGUAAAGUCCUAGAUCAACAGUGGACUCCACAGUCCGAAGUUAGUAAGAUCACAGCUACUGAAAGAUUGCUGAUUGACAGCACCGUAUUAUUUCCCGAUGAUGCUAUUCCAUCUGCCUCUGGUGCAUGCAAACUCAUCAGUUCUUUGCAUUCAUACUGUUUAACUCCACUGCAUGGUUCCUUUAUUAAAGAUCAGGACAUGAAAAAGAACAUUGAAGUAAAGAUCCUGAGCCAAAAAAGUGGUCGGAUCAUGAAACAAGUGAAAAGAUUAGACAAAUGGGGGCACAAGAAACUGCAGAUCCCGGAAUCUUGAACAAAACACAAAGUGCAAGAGCAACUCAGAGUGAGUCAGGCAGCAUCAGUAGAGGGAAUGGACACAUGACAUUUCAGACAGUCUGAAGAAGGGUUCAGGCCAAAACAUCGUCUGUCUAUUUUCUCCUCAGAUUAGAAGGAUGGAUCUGUGGGCUUGAAACCAUUUCCACUCUAGUAAGGCGCUUUCUGCCUCAGGAUCAUGAUUAGUAAAAGUCUAUAAUUUCUCAGAGCUUGUGGUGAGCAUAAAUCUAAAUCAGCAAAAUUUAACUUGAGGUGCUCAAAACAAUAGUUGCUAACUCUAAAUUCAGUCUUUUGUUUAGCACUGCAGUGGUGACUCCAUUCUUACUGCAUUUUCAUUUAUAUAUUUACUACAGAUCACAACUCAGCUGGAAUUUGAAACCUAUUAUCUUGUUGUUCACAUGUUAAGAAUGGUCGUUUGGGCUGGUCAUGGAAAGCUAUAAUUAUCUACAAUUACUCAUUGUUCAAAAGUCAAUCACUUUUAUCCAAAAAUCCUCCUGCUCAUUGUAAAAAUAUUUAUGAAUAGACAUUAAAAACAUAUAGCAUCUGAGUGAG
Leucoraja erinaceus (little skate) is the source of this 1711-nucleotide messenger RNA. Its product is annotated as peroxynitrite isomerase THAP4-like. The record is from RefSeq and is a predicted model, not a curated record. Bases 333 to 1139 code for a protein of 268 amino acids. The transcript is spliced from 2 exons. NCBI's taxonomy places the organism in Eukaryota, Metazoa, Chordata, Chondrichthyes, Rajiformes, Rajidae.